GUUGAAGUAACCAUAUCUGUACGCUCUUUCUCGCCACAACCUCUUGUCAGCUCGAGUCGCGAUGGCCUCUCUCGUGCAGCGCCCCGUCCUCGGUGCCCGCGUGGCUGCUCAGCGUCCCCGCGCUGCUGCCCGCAAGGCAGUGACCGUGCGCGCCAAGUAUGGCGAGCAGUCGCGGUUUGUCGACCUGCAGGACAUGGAGAACACCACCGGCGCUUGGGACAUGUACGGCGUUGAUGACAAGAAGCGUUACCCGGAGAACCAGAGCAAGUUCUUCACCCAGGCCACCGAGAUUUUGACCCGCCGGGAGGCCCUGCGCGGCUUUGUGGCCCUGUCCGGCAUCGCCGCCAUCGCCACCUUCGGCCUCAAGGGCUCCAAGGACGCGGCGCUGCCCAUCACCAAGGGACCCCAGACGGCCGGCGAGAACGGCAAGGGAGGCAACCGCGGCCGCCUGUAAACCACCAGCACCGCUGCUGACCAUGAGAUGAUGAGGUCUGGCAUGAUGAGAGUCGCUGCCGUACGUGGCUGUAGUGCCAUGUACGACGUACGGCUCUCAAGGGCUGUGCAUGUGCAGGCGUGGCCGCAUGCAUGACACGGAGCCCUGCGGUCGUCUGUUGUCCUGGGUGCGUGAUGAUGUGCGGCUUUAGAAGCGGUGUUGUUGGGGGCCCGGAGACGCGGGUUCUGAGGGAUGGAGCGACGCGUGUGUCGGGGUGUGUGUGUGUGUUUGCAUGAGGUAGGGGUCGGAGGGGGCUCGGGGGCGGUGUGGUCUCUCUCUCUCUUUUCCCGUGAGGGGGCUGUGUCCUCCCUGUCAGUUGCCCGUGGGUACGGAGUGCAAUUGUGAGCUACCACUGUGUAAACUGGAGAAGAAACGUUAUUUAGAAGAGUUCGACAAAGUGCAUUGGAAUACGAUUUCGCAGAGGCCAAUGCUUUGAUGGGUUGCGUGUGGUUGCUCGCCAUGAGGCGAGAUGAAUCGCGGCUGCUGGGUGGGGGGGCGGUGUUGGAGUCGCCCCGAAGGGUGUUAGGGAUGCAGAUCGCUGUUUAAGGAACUCCAAACGCGACAGGUGUCUUGUUUCUGUCCAACACUUACCAGCUGAUCCCUGCAGCCCCAACACCCCACUUGCCGGAUAAUAAGCAAGACUCAAAAGGCAUAUACAAAUUUGCAACGCUGAAGCAGAAUGAGCUGAGAAAUACAUGUUUAGGGCUGGAGGCAAGUGGGCUUGGCGUGGUUGGGACGCAUGCGCUGCCUGUUCCAACUCCCACGUGUGUAACGGCUAACACGCAC
This is a messenger RNA of Astrephomene gubernaculifera, 1279 nucleotides long. Lineage: Eukaryota; Viridiplantae; Chlorophyta; Chlorophyceae; Chlamydomonadales; Astrephomenaceae. The record is from the annotation of a GenBank genome assembly.